Lacerta agilis (Sand lizard) is the source of this 744-nucleotide messenger RNA. RefSeq names its product olfactory receptor 6M1-like. Gene Ontology annotation, molecular function: G protein-coupled receptor activity; olfactory receptor activity. The record is from RefSeq and is a predicted model, not a curated record. Gene Ontology annotation, cellular component: membrane. The transcript has a single exon. Gene Ontology annotation, biological process: G protein-coupled receptor signaling pathway. Lineage: Eukaryota; Metazoa; Chordata; Lepidosauria; Squamata; Lacertidae. Bases 1 to 744 code for a protein of 247 amino acids.
AUGAUCAUCACCACCACUGUCACACCUAAGAUGCUCAGCCUUCUCAUCACAAAGAAAAAAACCAUCUCCUUCUUUGGAUGUGCUGUUCAGCUAACACUGUACUUCCUUUGUGGGACCACAGAAGUUCUCCUAUUAGGAAUCAUGUCUGUGGAUCGCUACUUGGCCAUCUGCAACCCACUGCGCUACACAGCCAUCAUGAGUAACCAGGUCUGCAUGCUGAUGAUGCUUUCCUGCUGGUUUGGAAGUUUCUUUUGUGUUGCAAUUAGUGCCGUUUUCAAGUCAGGCCUUCCUUAUUGUGGCCCCAAUGUCAUUGAUCAUUUCUUCUGUGAUACUGGCCCCUUGUUAAAGUUGGUCUGUGCAGACACCACUCUGGUUGAAACCGUAGAAUUUUCCUCAUCCUGUUUCACACUCCUGAGUUCCGUCUCUGUGACAGCUGUCUCCUACCUGAGCAUCAUGUUCACUGUGGUCAGGAUGCCUUCAGCGCAAGGCAGGAGGAAAGCCUUCAGCACAUUCAGCUCCCAUAUCACUGUGGCCACCCUCUAUUAUGGCAGCUCCAUAUUCAUCUAUGUCAGACCACCUGGAAGCUCUUCUAUGGAUUUUAAUAAGGUGGCCACUGUGUUCAACUCUGUGGUAACUCCAUUCCUUAAUCCACUUAUCUAUAGCUUUAGAAACAAAGUGGUCAAGGAUGUUUUGAAAGAUGCAGUGAAGAAAAUUGGUGCAAUAUUUAGGAAAACAGUCGAUUAG